Messenger RNA from Spirodela intermedia, 642 nucleotides. The record is from the annotation of a GenBank genome assembly. NCBI's taxonomy places the organism in Eukaryota, Viridiplantae, Streptophyta, Magnoliopsida, Alismatales, Araceae.
AUGGAGGGUGGAGACGAGGACCUGCCCUUGGAGAUUGCUGACCUGCUGAGGAGCAUCAGAGCUUGCUCUCAUACUCACUCCUGUAGCCCGCCUAGCAGCGGCGCCGCCGGGCACACUCACACCUGCCGCCAUACUCACACCCAAGUCGUCGCCCCCGCCGCUGGAGCACCGGGAGGAGAGGCGAAGCGGAAGCAACCAAGGAAGCUUCUAGGGAACAGGGAGGCGGUCAGGAAGUACAGGGAGAGGAAGAAGGCCCGCACAGCAUUCUUGGAAGAGGAAGCUAAGAAGCUGCGCCUUCUGAACAAGCAGCUCAGUGCAAAAUUACAGGCCCUGGAAGAUCUUGAAGCCGAGGUGGUCAGGUUGAGGGGUCUUCUUGUGGAUCUCAGGGGGAAGAUCGACACUGAUAUGGGGGGCAGUCCUUUCCUGAACCCAUGUGACGAUCCUGGUUUCCAGUGUAAUCCAGAUCCAAACUUCACUGCGUGGACUGUUAACAUGCCCGGUUUGGAAGGAUGUUGUCGACCAGCUAGGGUGGAUAUCCAUAGUGACCCAGGUGCCCAUAUCAGGCAGAAUUCAGGCGCUGAGGCGGUGAGGCCUAUGGAUGCAGUCGGGAGCUUGGUCUCAUCCUCUUCUCAAGCUGAAUAA